Molecule: messenger RNA, 2376 nt
Organism: Puma concolor (puma)
Lineage: Eukaryota; Metazoa; Chordata; Mammalia; Carnivora; Felidae
Source: RefSeq, a predicted model, not a curated record
AUGGCAGCUGUCAAUCCGUGGGCCUCCUGGGGUAUCCUUACGGACCAGUCCUGGGGAAUGGCGGCUGUUGACCCGUGGACCUCCUGGGCUCUGUGUCCUCAGGACUCUGCCUGGCCUGUGGAAGAGAGCCCCAAGGAGGAGAGGAGGGUCACUGGGCUCCCGACAGCCCAGGUCCAGGAACCAGUGACUUUCAAGGAUGUGGCUGUGGACUUCACCCAAGAGGAGUGGGGGCAGUUGGACCCUAUUCAGAGGACCCUGUACCGUGACGUGAUGCUGGAGACCUAUGGGCAUCUGCUCUCUGUGGGGAAUCAGAUUGCCAAGCCGGAGGUCAUCUCUCUGUUGGAGCAAGGAGAAGAACCAUGGUCAGUGGAACAAGCAUAUCCUCAAAGCACUUGUCCAGAGUGGAUGAGAAAUCUUGAAAGCAAAGCAUUGAUCCCAACACAAAGCAUUUUUGAGGAAGAACAAUCCCAUAGCAUGAAGCUGGAAAGAUACAUAUGGGAUGAUCCUUGGUUCUCCAGGUUAGAAGUCUUGGGAUGUAAAGACCAGUUGGAAAUGUAUCACAUGAACCAGAGUACAGCUAUGAGGCAAAUGGUCUUCAUGCAAAAGCAAGUACUAUCUCAAAGAGGUUCAGAAUUCUGUGAACUUGGAGCAGAGUGUAGCCAGAGCUUAAACUUUGUUCCAUCUCAGAGAGUUUCUCAAAUAGAACAUUUCUAUAAGCCUGAUACAAAUGCUGAAAGCUGGCGGUGUAACUCAGCCAUAAUGUAUGCAGAUAAGAUUACCUGUGGAAAUCAUGAUUAUGACAAAACUUUCUACCAGUCCAUACAACCUAAUCAGCCUGAAAGGAUGCAAACUGGAGAUAAUCUUCUUAAAUGUACUGAUGCUGUGAAAUCUUUCAAUCAUAUACUACAUUUUGGUGAUCAUAAGGGAAUGCAUACAGGAGAAAAACUCUAUGAAUAUAAGGAAUGCCAUCAAAUCUUUAACCAGAGCCCAUCAUUUAAUGAACACCCACGACUUCAUAUUGGAGAAAACCAGUAUGAUUACAAAGAAUAUGAGAAUAUCUUUUAUUUUUCAUCAUUUAUGGAGCGUCAAAAAAUUGGUACUGUAGAGAAAGCAUAUAAAUACAAUGAAUGGGAGAAAGUCUUUGGGUAUGACUCAUUCCUUACUCAACAUACAAGCACAUACACCUCAGAGAAACCCUAUGAAUAUAAUGAAUGUGGAACAUCUUUCAUCUGGAGCUCUUACCUUAUCCAGCAUAAGAAAACUCAUACUGGAGAGAAACCCUAUGAAUGUGAUAAAUGUGGAAAAGUAUUUAGGAAUCGUUCGGCCCUUACUAAACAUGAACGGACUCACACUGGAAUAAAGCCCUAUGAAUGUAAUAAAUGUGGAAAAGCCUUCAGCUGGAAUUCUCAUCUUAUUGUACAUAAGAGAAUUCAUACAGGAGAGAAACCUUAUGUAUGUAAUGAAUGUGGGAAAUCUUUCAACUGGAACUCCCAUCUUAUUGGACAUCAGAGAACUCAUACCGGAGAGAAACCCUUUGAAUGUACUGAAUGUGGGAAAUCUUUCAGCUGGAGCUCCCAUCUUAUUGCUCACAUGAGAAUGCAUACUGGAGAGAAGCCCUUUAAAUGUGAUGAAUGUGAAAAAGCUUUCAGGGAUUACUCAGCCCUUAGUAAACACGAAAGAACUCACUCUGGAGCAAAACCAUAUAAAUGUACUGAAUGUGGAAAAUCCUUCAGCUGGAGCUCCCAUCUUAUUGCCCAUCAGAGAACUCACACAGGAGAGAAACCCUAUAACUGUCAGGAAUGUGGCAAAGCAUUCAGAGAACGCUCAGCCCUCACUAAACAUGAAAUAAUUCAUUCUGGAAUCAAGCCUUAUGAAUGUAAUAAAUGUGGGAAGUCCUGCAGCCAGAUGGCUCACCUUGUUAGACAUCAAAGGACUCAUACUGGAGAAAAGCCCUAUGAGUGUAAUAAAUGUGGAAAAUCCUUCAGUCAGAGCUGUCACCUUGUUGCUCAUCGGAGAAUUCACACUGGUGAGAAACCCUAUAAAUGUAAUCAAUGUGAAAGAUCUUUUAACUGUAGCUCUCACCUUAUUGCACACCGGAGAACUCAUACUGGAGAGAAACCAUAUAGAUGUAAUGAAUGUGGGAAAGCAUUUAAUGAGAGUUCUUCCCUUAUUGUACAUCUAAGAAACCAUACUGGAGAAAAACCCUACAAAUGUAAUCAUUGUGAGAAAGCUUUCUGUAAGAAUUCUUCUCUCAUUAUUCAUCAGAGAAUGCAUAGUGGAGAGAAACGCUUUAUAUGCAAUGACUGUGGAAAAGCCUUUAGUGGUCACUCAGCCCUACUUCAGCAUCAGAGAAAUCAUAGUGAAGAGAAACUGUGA